GUUGCAACGGCCGGGAAAGGAACAGUAGAAGGACUGAGGACGGGUGGUGGCAAGAAAAUGGGCAACUCUCAAAAAAGGAGUAGACAAUUGAAGGAUGGAUACCAUUGCCUAUAUUAAAAGCAUGAUGAAAGGAAAAUAAGAAAGCCAGUAAUCUCAGUAUGAAUCAGUCUAGAUCUAGAUUAGAUGGUGGUGGUGAAGAAUCCUCAUCUCAAGACCAUAAUCAUCGUGAAAAUGAGAGAAGAUGGCAGCAAGAGCGUCUCCAUAGAGAAGAAGCCUAUUACCAGUUUAUUAAUGAACUCAAUGAUGAAGAUUACCGGCUAAUGAGAGAUCAUAAUCUUUUCGGCACCCCUGGAGAAAUAACAUCAGAAGAACUGCAACAGCGGUUAGAUGGAGUCAAGGAACAACUAGCAUCUCAGCCUGAUUUGAGAAAUGGGACAAGUAACAGAGAUUCAGAAGUCCCUAGACAAAGUUCAGAUGAAGACUCUCUGCUAGAAUGGUUGAACACCUUUCGUCGUACAGGAAAUGCAACUCGAAGUGGACAGAAUGGGAACCAAACUUGGAGAGCUGUGAGUCGAACAAAUCCAAACAGUGGAGAGUUUCGGUUUAGUCUGGAAAUCCACAUAAAUCAUGAAAAUAGAGGAUUUGAAAUUCAAGGAGAAGAUUAUACAGGCGUUCCAGUUUCAGAUGUUAGCAGAGAUCAUACCAGAAAUGAGCAACAAAGAUCAACCAGUCCUGUGGCUAGUCGAACAAGAAGCCAAACCUCUAUGAAUUUCAGUGGUAGUAAUUCUAACAUUCCAAGGACUAGGCUUGGUGUAGGGGGGCACAAUUCAGUUGAAGAGUCUUUCUCAACAUUGAGAAGGUUAAGAAAUGGAAUUGGGAUUAAUGCUUCACGCACUAAUUUCAGUAGUCACACAAACCAAUUAGGUGGUAGAGAACUCAGGCAAAGGCAGGGGCAGAGAUUUGGAGCAGCACAUGUUUGGGAAAAUGGGGCUAGAACUAAUGUUACAGUGAGGAAUACAAACCAAAGAUUAGAGCCAAUAAGAUUAAGGUCUACUUUCAGUAGUCGAAGCCGUUCUCCAAUUCAGCGACAGAGUGGCACUGUUUAUCAUAAUUCCCAAAGGGGAAAUAGGUCUUUACGGCAAACCAUUAGAAGGUCUGUUAGGAGGAGAGGUAUAACUGAGGUCCUUUUAGAGCAAGAUAGAGAACGCAGAGGUACUACAUAUACCCCAUUCUCUAAUUCAAGACUUGUUUCAAGAAUAACAGUAGAAGAAGGAGAAGAGUCUAGCAGAUCUUCAACUGCUGUUCGACGACAUCCAACAAUCACGCUGGACCUUCAAGUGAGAAGGAUUCGUCCUGGAGAAAAUAGAGAUCAGGAUAGUAUCGCAAACAGAACUCGAUCCAGAGUAGGGCUGGCAGAAAAUACAGUUACUAUUGAAAACAAUAGUGGGGGCUUUUGCCGAACUAUUUCUCGUUUAGAGCGGUCAGGUAUUCGAACCUAUGUUAGUACCAUAACAGUUCCUCUUCGUAGGGUUUCUGAGAAUGAGCUCGUUGAGCCAUCAUCAGUGGCACUUCAGUCAAUUUUCAGGCAGAUCAUGACUGGGUUUGGAGAAUUAAAUUCUCUUAUGGAGGCUGAAUCUGAGUCAGAGACACAGAGAAAUGAUCAGCAUUUACCAGAGAUGCACUCAGAACUAAGUAACCUAGGUACUGUUCAUGACAAUGAAGGUUUCUCUCAAGACAGGCAAGCUCAAGAAGACAGCACUGAAAUGAAUAGUGAAAAUGAGACCAGCCAGCCUCAUUUCCAAAAUAGUGAUAGUAGAGGAGGCAGGCAGUUGCAAAAUUCGAACAAUUUAGUUGAAACUGGAACACUACCUAUUCUUCGCCUUGCUCAUUUCUUUUUACUCAAUGAAGGUGAUGACGAUGAUCAAAUACAUGGUUUAACCAAAGAGCAGAUUGACAAUCUUUCUACCCGUAUCUAUGAGCAUAGCAGUAUCGAUAGCGAACUAGGUAAAAUUUGUAGUGUUUGUAUCAGUGACUAUGUAACUGGAAACAAACUCAGGCAAUUACCUUGCAUGCAUGAAUUCCAUAUUCAUUGUAUUGACCGCUGGCUCUCAGAAAAUUGCACUUGUCCGAUCUGUCGGCAGCCUGUUUUAGGGUCCAGUAUACCAAACAAUGGGUAAAGGGAUGGGAUCUACUCAAAUACUGUAUUUUAGUAGAACCGAAUAUUUAAGCAUUCAUUUCUUGAGUUA
Tupaia belangeri chinensis (Chinese tree shrew) is the source of this 2246-nucleotide messenger RNA. Its product is annotated as E3 ubiquitin-protein ligase RNF6-like. Gene Ontology annotation, molecular function: ubiquitin protein ligase activity. Gene Ontology annotation, cellular component: nucleus. The record is from RefSeq and is a predicted model, not a curated record. Gene Ontology annotation, biological process: ubiquitin-dependent protein catabolic process; protein ubiquitination; positive regulation of DNA-templated transcription. NCBI's taxonomy places the organism in Eukaryota, Metazoa, Chordata, Mammalia, Scandentia, Tupaiidae.